Messenger RNA from Aspergillus piperis CBS 112811, 560 nucleotides. RefSeq lists its product as uncharacterized. Bases 112 to 516 code for a protein of 134 amino acids. NCBI's taxonomy places the organism in Eukaryota, Fungi, Ascomycota, Eurotiomycetes, Eurotiales, Aspergillaceae. The record is from RefSeq and is a predicted model, not a curated record. The transcript is spliced from 2 exons.
UUCUUAUACUGUGGGUCUUGUCCACUUGCUUUGAGAUCGGUUACUCGCAUCUUCCCGUCAUACCCUUUUCAUUGAUGCUAUAUAUUAUCCUUGUCUCAAGGAUGAUGGCUAAUGAUAAUCUGCACGCGUUUUCUUCUUAUACCCUCUGUUAUACCCGGUCAGUUAUGUGUCUUUGUUGUGCGUUUUUCAUAUGUCCAUGAUAGAGGGACGGUCAGAUGGUAUGGCGGUGAAUGUUUCGUUCUGUUGGUCGGCGUAUUACAACAGUCCAUGUUACAGUUAUCAUUCUUCCGUGUCUUUUACUUUCUUAGCAUCGGGAAACUUUCUAUCUGCACUUCCCCACUUUCUGCGACACCCCACUGCUGUUACAUUUUUGGGUACCCAUCACUAUUACUCCUGGCUUUACAUUUUCUUCAUUACUUACACAUGGAACCACACCCCUCUUGUCCAGUUGCUGCUAUCGUGAUACUCUCGAUGCUGUCUUUAUGCUUAUGCAGACCCAACACGGUUGCACACUAGGGGGCUAUAAUUUGACAAACCCUCGACAACCACCUUGUUCCUUG